Molecule: messenger RNA, 2569 nt
Organism: Rattus norvegicus (Norway rat)
Lineage: Eukaryota; Metazoa; Chordata; Mammalia; Rodentia; Muridae
Gene: Ildr1
Product: immunoglobulin-like domain containing receptor 1
Biological process (GO): response to fatty acid; regulation of RNA splicing; tricellular tight junction assembly
Cellular component (GO): tight junction; bicellular tight junction; endomembrane system
Molecular function (GO): identical protein binding; high-density lipoprotein particle receptor activity
Source: RefSeq, a predicted model, not a curated record
GAGCAGGAAACCCAGACGGCCCAGGGCUGUGGGGCGGAGCUGGAGAGCCUCAGGUACUAGUGGGCUGGGCCAUACCUGUGGGGACCAGAGGGGACGAUCCGGUUGUGUUGCUAGACCUGCGGGCUCCUCGGAGAUGCGUGUCCCCAGCUGGCGUCAGAUGAGGAAAUACGCGGCUCCCCGGGGCCCUUGAGCCUCUGUAGCCAGAAUGGGGGCCAGCAUGGGCUGCGGGCUGCUAGUUGCUGGCCUGCUCCUUUUCACCUGGCUCCCAGCAGGGUGUCUGUCCUUGCUGGUCACAGUUCAGCACACCGAACGCUAUGUCACUCUGUUUGCCUCUGUCACCCUCAAAUGUGACUACACCACCUCUGCUCAGCUCCAGGAUGUGGUUGUGACAUGGCGCUUCAAGUCCUUCUGCAAGGACCCCAUCUUUGACUACUUCUCUGCCUCAUACCAGGCCGCUUUGUCCCUGGGCCAGGACCCCUCCAAUGACUGUAGUGACAAUCAGAGGGAAGUUCGCAUCGUGGCCCAGCGGCGCGGGCAGAGUGAGCCAGUGCUGGGGGUGGAUUACCGGCAGCGCAAGAUCACCAUCCAGAACCGAGCAGAUCUUGUGAUUAAUGAAGUGAUGUGGUGGGAUCAUGGGGUAUACUAUUGCACCAUCGAGGCUCCAGGAGACACAUCGGGAGACCCAGAUAAGGAGGUGAAGCUCAUCGUGCUGCAUUGGCUGACAGUGAUCUUCAUCAUCCUUGGAGCCCUCCUUCUCCUGCUGCUGAUUGGUGUGUGCUGGUGCCAGUGUUGUCCGCAGUAUUGCUGCUGCUACAUCCGCUGCCCCUGCUGUCCCACCCACUGUUGCUGUCCCGAGGAAGCCCUGGCCCGCCACCGCUACAUGAAGCAGGUACAGGCCCUAGGUCCUCAGAUGAUGGAAAAACCCCUGUACUGGGGGGCGGACAGGAGCUCCCAAGUUUCAUCUUAUGCAAUGAACCCGCUGCUGCAGCGAGAUCUGUCCUUACGGUCCAGCCUUCCACAGAUGCCAAUGACCCAGAUGGCCGCUCACCCUCCCGUGGCCAAUGGCGUCUUGGAAUAUUUGGAGAAAGAAUUGCGGAACCUCAACCCAGCCCAGCCUCUGCCUCCGGAUCUCAGAACCAAAUCUGGUCACCCUUGCAGCAUGCUCUCUUCCCUGGGCUCCGCCGAGGUUGUGGAACGCAGAGUCAUCCACCUGCCCCCACUGAUCAGAGACCCACUGCCCUCCAGGACCAGCAACUCCUCACACCAGCAGCGGCUCAAUCCUGUUCCUUCCAGACCCCGGGAUCCGAGUGAGGGCCGGAGGCAGCGCAAUCACUCGGAUUUCCUCCGAGAACUCCAGGACCGGGGGAUGAGACCCUGGGCCCCCGGGAGAGGGGAGCUGGACCCCCAUUGGAGUGGGAGACACCACCGCUCUAGGCCUAGCGAGUCCUCCAUGCCCUGGUCAGACUGGGACAGCCUGAGCGAAUGUCCCUCGUCCAGUGAGGCUCCUUGGCCCUCCAGACGACCAGAGCCCCGGGAAGGAUCCCAGAGACAUGGGAGACGCAGGCAUCGCAGCUACUCACCUCCCCUACCCUCGGGCCCCAGUUCUUGGAGCUCUGAAGAGGAGAAAGAGUCGCUGCCUAGGAACUGGGGUGCCCAGCGACGUCACCAUCGCCGCAGCCGCCGCCGCUCACAGUCUCCAAACUGGCUGGAGGAGAAACCACCCAGCUACCGCUCACUGGAUGUGACUCCAGGAGAGGGAGAGCUCCCAUAGCGGACGGAGCGUGGUCAUUUAGUCUCCAGGCCUCAUACUGCUUCUUGGAUCGCACGUGUCAGCAUCACCAACAUUUCUGGCUGCCUCGGGAGGGACACCAUACAUCUGUGUCUCACAGUUUGGGUGUAGAUUCUAAGAAUCAGAUAGAAGAGUUUUCAAAACAGGUGUUUGUGGGAUUAAUACCAAGCUUUAUUUAUCCCUUUUCACACCCUCUGUCUAUUACAUGGUCUCCGACUUGUAAGGGAUCCUAGCUAGGAUAGGAUCCCUCAGAAACACAGCAACCCAGAGUGUUCCAGUAGGUCAAGGUGCUCCGGACCAAGGCAUUCUCAUAACUACAACUCAGGAAUCUUUAAGAGGAAAUCAAACGUGUUCCAGGAACAGGAAACCUAUGGAAUAUUAUGAGCAAGUGCCCGUGGGAACUCCCUGCCCUCUCUGGAACUUCUUGAGGGAUUUUCCACAAUAAGCAUCCCCACCUGUGGUCCUGAGCAUUCCUGAGUUCCCAACCCAAGCAAGAGAGCAAGUGUGAAACUUCUAUAUCUCUGUGCCUUUCACAGACUGUUUAAUGCAACUCUGGGAAACCACAGGGAACCAAUUGUUCACCAACCGAGCGUGUUCUCAUUUCUUUUUUUCUUUCUUCUUGUUCCUUUCCCCUAUAUUUAAUUGGUUUUCUUCCAUAUGAUACUAUAAUAAUGCUAAAAUCACCUUAAGUACUUUCAAGCACCAUACAGUAUAAACAAGAAAAUUAAUGUAACGGGCUGAAGAUUCCAUUUCAAAUAAAUAUCUGCUUUUCUACCCUGA